Ictalurus punctatus (channel catfish) is the source of this 919-nucleotide messenger RNA. Its product is annotated as type-4 ice-structuring protein LS-12. The transcript is spliced from 4 exons. NCBI's taxonomy places the organism in Eukaryota, Metazoa, Chordata, Actinopteri, Siluriformes, Ictaluridae. The record is from RefSeq and is a predicted model, not a curated record. Bases 104 to 505 code for a protein of 133 amino acids. Gene Ontology annotation, molecular function: lipid binding. Gene Ontology annotation, cellular component: extracellular region. Gene Ontology annotation, biological process: lipid transport; lipoprotein metabolic process.
ACCCAUUAUCAUCCUCUGACCUCUGGAGCUGCUAUAAAAAGACCUGACUUCUGAAAGUACGCACCAUUCAGGAGUGAAGGCAAGCCUUGCUCAGUCUGCAACCAUGAAGUUCUUCCUCAUCGCCUCCUUCAUCGUCACGCUGACCAUCGGCUCCCAAGCUGCCAGCCUGGUCAAGAGAGAAAGCCCUGAAUUGCCUCCUGAGGUCGAAAAGAUCACCAGUUACAUCCAGGACUUCAUCCAAAACCUCAAAGCCCUCGAGACCCCUGAGCUGGCCAGCAAGGCAAAGUCUUACAUCGAGGAGAGCAGAGCCCAGCUCCAGCCCAUGGUUGAGAAGCUCCAGGAACAGCUGAAGCCCCUCUCCAGCAACAUCGAGGAGCAGAUCGAGCCUCUGGCCGCCUCCGUCCGCGCACAGAUCACCCCCUACACCAACCUGAUGCAGAGCCAGAUCGAGGACCUACUCAAGUACGUGGUUGAUCAGACCAAGGCCAUCCUGCCCCCUCAGUAAAACAAGAAACACCUACCGAAAGCCUGAUGGGAAAUCGCCACUGCCCUGCGACCGACACCGCGCGCUUAUCUGAAGCAAUAAAGGGGUUGAAAGGCUUUACAUUCGUGUUGAUACUUUAUUAUUGCUGUCUGUUUGCACGUUUGUGUGUUUAUCAGCUAAGUUGUGUUAGCUUCAAGGAAAACGCCAACGGUUUUUAAAACUCUAACCACUGCAUGUAUAGUGUGUGUGUGUGUGUGUGUGUGAUUAUAUUUCGAGUUGUUGUCCUUCAUUAAAAAGAAAAAGAACAGAAAACAUGUUUAAAAACCAACUUACUUAUAACGGGGGUCUAAGAGCAACUGGAAUCGCCAUACAUUAUGUUUCACAACAUGAGCAUGUUUUUGUCUUUUCACAUAAUAAAAUGUAUUUUCAGGUUCA